UGCUUAAUUAACUUCAAUAAUAAAAUAUAAAGGAAGUUUAGUAAAUUACUCAUUCAUUACUAAAUGUUCAAUCAUCUCAUCAACCGCGCGAUAAUCCUGUUUGUUUUAAUUAUCUAUAUUAGCAUAAUGUAUUGGACAUUGAACAAUAAUGAUGUUGGUUAUACGAUGAAGAAAAAGGAAAUAUGCUGUAAAUAUAAAUUAGAUAUAAGUGAAAAAAGAAUAAAUAAUGAAAUUAUUAUUAAAAAUAUUACUCAUAUACAACGUUUAUUCCCGUUUGAAUCAAGAAAUACCAUAGAAUAUAAUAAUCAAAAAGCCACAACAUAUAUGAGAAAUGCCUAUGAUUAUAUUAUCAAACAAUUAUGUCAAUUUCAUAAAGAAUUAAAUAAAACUAUUAGCAGACAUGAUUGCUGUACAAUGAACUUUGAUUAUAAUUAUUGUUUGAAUGAAUUGAAUUCACUUGGUUCCAUGCCUAAAGUAUACAGUCGGAGGAAUUCACCAGCAGGUCAACUACCGGAUACACCAUCAAAGUAUAAUUUAUCCCGCGUUAUAAACAUAAAUAUGAAAGUAUGACUUGUAAAUUAAGUAAUGGAAAACGCAAAAAAUUAUACGGUUUGUUGAAAGAAUGGAUAAGUAUAGCUGAAAAAUAUAAAAUUAUAUGGUGGAUAACGUUUGGAACAUUGUUGGGAUCAAUAAGAAAUAAUGACAUUAUCCCAUAUGAUCAUGAUGUGGAUGUGGCUGUCUUAGACACAUAUGAACCAAUCAUAAGAAAACUGGCAGAUGAAUCAAAGCAGUCUCCUUCAGGAAAUUUUAGAAUUGUGACACGUCCAGGUAAUUACUGUGUAUAUGACAGAGGAUCACGAACCAGUUGUUAUGGUUAUCCAGUUCCAAUAGGAAUUGACGAGUGUUCAUUUUGUCUACCAGUGGCAAGAAUAGUUCUUAGUAAAUUUACAUUUUUAGACUUAUUUUCAGCACGUGUUGAAUUGCGUUUAAACACGCAUGGUGAAUUAAUUGACUUUGGUAUAUUUGAUGAAGUAUAUAACGGUGAAACUAAUGGAAUAAAAUACUAUCCUUUAAAUUAUAUAUUCCCUUUGUCGAAAUGUUUAUUUAUGGAUUUAUAUGUUCCAUGUCCUAGACAAUCUGAUUCACUUUUAUCUCUAUUCUAUGGGAAUAAUUAUAUAAAACCAAUCAACAUAAUGUAUUGGACAUUGAACAAUAAUGAUGUUGGUUAUACGAUGAAGAAAAAGGAAAUAUGCUGUAAAUAUAAAUUAGAUAUAAGUGAAAAAAGAAUAAAUAAUGAAAUUAUUAUUAAAAAUAUUACUCAUAUACAACGUUUAUUCCCGUUUGAAUCAAGAAAUACCAUAGAAUAUAAUAAUCAAAAAGCCACAACAUAUAUGAGAAAUGCCUAUGAUUAUAUUAUCAAACAAUUAUGUCAAUUUCAUAAAGAAUUAAAUAAAACUAUUAGCAGACAUGAUUGCUGUACAAUGAACUUUGAUUAUAAUUAUUGUUUGAAUGAAUUGAAUUCACUUGGUUCCAUGCCUAAAGUAUACAGUCGGAGGAAUUCACCAGCAGGUCAACUACCGGAUACACCAUCAAAUAUGACUUGUAAAUUAAGUAAUGGAAAACGCAAAAAAUUAUACGGUUUGUUGAAAGAAUGGAUAAGUAUAGCUGAAAAAUAUAAAAUUAUAUGGUGGAUAACGUUUGGAACAUUGUUGGGAUCAAUAAGAAAUAAUGACAUUAUCCCAUAUGAUCAUGAUGUGGAUGUGGCUGUCUUAGACACAUAUGAACCAAUCAUAAGAAAACUGGCAGAUGAAUCAAAGCAGUCUCCUUCAGGAAAUUUUAGAAUUGUGACACGUCCAGGUAAUUACUGUGUAUAUGACAGAGGAUCACGAACCAGUUGUUAUGGUUAUACAGUUCCAAUAGGAAUUGACGAGUGUUCAUUUUGUCUACCAGUGGCAAGAAUAGUUCUUAGUAAAUUUACAUUUUUAGACUUAUUUUCAGCACGUGUUGAAUUGCGUUUAAACACGCAUGGUGAAUUAAUUGACUUUGGUAUAUUUGAUGAAGUAUAUAACGGUGAAACUAAUGGAAUAAAAUACUAUCCUUUAUAUUAUAUAUUCCCUUUGUCGAAAUGUUUAUUUAUGGAUUUAUAUGUUCCAUGUACUAGACAAUCUGAUUCACUUUUAUCUCUAUUCUAUGGGAAUAAUUAUAUAAAACCAAUCAAGUAUUGUAAUAGAUUUUUAUAA
Molecule: messenger RNA, 2240 nt
Organism: Trichobilharzia regenti
Lineage: Eukaryota; Metazoa; Platyhelminthes; Trematoda; Strigeidida; Schistosomatidae
Source: the annotation of a GenBank genome assembly